UUUACCAUUGAUUUAUAUUAUUCUUUAUUAUAAUAUGGCUUUUUUAAAACAUUUGUUAGUGUCUACUUCAAACGCUAACAUACAUGUUUUACGAAAGUCUCUGUGUUCACUUGCAUUUGUACCGAAACACAACCCUUCUCAGGACGUGGAUGUGGAAACAUUGACGGGUUUUUUGCGAUCUCAUAGCAGAAUACUUGUGUUGACGGGAGCUGGCGUGUCAACGGAGAGCGGUAUUCCCGAUUAUCGGUCUGAGGAAGUGGGUCUGUAUGCUCGGAGUUCGACACGGCCGGUCAAAUUUCAAGAUUUUAUGAAAAGUCCUUCGUUGCGCAAACGUUAUUGGGCUCGUAAUUAUUUUGGCUGGCCACGGUUCUCUUCUUUUUCUCCCAACGAAACACACUAUUCAUUAUCAAAGCUAGAAGAACUUAAUAAACUACAGUGUAUUGUUACUCAAAAUGUUGAUAGGUUACACCAUAAAGCUGGUAGUAAGAACGUGAUUGAGCUACAUGGUUCAACAUUCAAGGUCAUGUGUAUGGGUUGCGAUACUAGAAUUGACAGACAUGUAUUUCAAGAAAAACUUGCAGAGCUAAAUUCUAACAUGGUACUGUCAGCAACUGCCAUUAGACCUGAUGGAGAUGUUGAUUUGCCACAGAAUCAGGUGGAUACGUUUUGCGUUCCAAGCUGUGACACAUGCGGAGGUGUCCUGAAACCGGACAUAGUUUUCUUUGGUGAAAGUGUGCCGAUGGCUCGUGUACAGUUGGUUAAGAAGAAUGUAGAAAUGUGCGACUCUGUGCUUGUUCUUGGUUCAUCGCUGUCGGUUUUCUCUGGCUACAGGAUAGUGUUGCAAGCUAAACAAUUGAACAAAGCAGUUGUGAUUGUGAACAUCGGAGACACCAGAGGAGACCAGCAUUGCAAGUUCAAGCUGAAUGUGAGGUGUGGAGAUGUGUUUCCCAAGUGUGUGGAAUGAACAGUCAGAUUUAUGAUACUGCUGAUGAAAUGAGAAACAAAAUAAGUUUCAUUCUGUGAUUCAUUUUCAGCAACCUGUGAAUAUGCAACAUACAGUACAUAAUGCAUGAAAGUACAAGUACAUGAGACUACAUAGUACCUAUAGCUACUUUAUAAAUUUUAUUUUUUAACUUAAAAAAAUAAUAAAAUACAUAUUUUUCAGUUAAUUUUUAAAGAACAAGUAUACAUAAAUUAAAUUACCACAGUAGCGGGAAUAAAAGAGAAAUACUUUCAAAUCGUUUUUGGCAAUCAUAAUGAAACAAGAAUUCCUGUAAAUAAAUGAAUAUUUUAGUGCCUAAUAAACAUUUAUGCAAGUACCUUUAUAAAUGUGAGUUACUAUUAUUUAGGAUUAGGAAGUGGAAGUGGGGGAGGGGGAGAGAUAGAUGACCUUGAAAGUUCGGCUACCUCAGUCUAAUAUAAAACAUCAUUCGUUAUAAGACAAUAUCAAUUUAAGACAUUACAAUAUACUGUAACUUUGCUUGUAACAUAUUAAAUAUAAGCAACUCACAUUAACUACAAAUAAGUAAAAAUUUCACUAUGGCCAUGCUCCUGCAUAAAAUAUUUUAUUUGUUCGUUUCAAAUAAUAGAAAAUUUUAUUUUAAAAUUAUUUUACUGAAUACUGAGUAGAAAUUAUUGCGAAUAAAAUAAAUUACAGUACAUACUAAUUUCUUCAUAUCCUAAAGAACAAGGUUUUUUUUUUAAAUUGUGAACAAUUUUCACUAAAGAGGCACAACUUCAUAAAGAAUUUAAUUUUAAUUUCUGUUAAAUCUUGAUGAAAUUUCUCUAUAAUUUUAUUUUCUUCAGUAACAGCAGUAUUGGCAAAACCUUAAUAGGUUGUGAAUUUUUCACAAAACACUAAACAUACUUGCCGUAUUAGCUGCUUUCCUGUUACAGUAUUUUUUCCACGCACUUAUCAUUAGGGACCCCAGAAAAUGGUAAAUAAAACUGGCUCAUUUCGGUGUUAAAAAAUGACAAAAGCGGUGCAAAAAAUCUGUGUCAAAAUAAGCAAGCGGUGCAAAAAAUCAGUGUAAAAAUAAGCAAGCUGUGCUAAAAAUCGGUGUAAAAAUUUGGUGAGAUACAUUAAAUUAAAAUUGAAAUUGGCAAACUAGGAUUGUUUUGCUUCAAAUUUUUUUAAAUUUUAAUAUUAAACAUAAAAUGCACUCAGUUGGCAAACACUAAAAAGUUUUUAGUGUUUCUAGUUUUCUUCUUGGUCUUGUCUCCUUUACAGCAACCCUGUGUUCCCCUAGCCUGUUCUAUUCCAUCUGUUUCUAACCAAAUGUUGGUUUUUUUUAAAAAUUGUGUUGUAAUAUUACUAUGUUUGGAAAUUAAAAUAAUGUAUGGUCUGUUGGCCAUCUGCUUUUUCCAAAGGUAUGUUUGCCCCCACCAUCAUUUCAACAAAGUUUUUAAUAAAUUGUUUGUUUACAACUAUGUUUUUAGAAGUUUGCAAAGCAGCUCCUAUAGACGUCUGUUUUGCAGUACCGAUAGUCGACGUUGAUUCCGCACAUAAUUUUUUUUUAUGAGUUGUGUUAGAAACGUGUUUUAGGCAUGUGUCUCGACGCAUCCAGUCCACACACACGUUGCAAAACUUACACAUUAUUAUCUUAUCCUUAACAUCAAAUAUAUAAAAUCCUUCCUGCUUCAUCUCUCGUUCUCGAUCGAAAACCGUAACUAUUUUCGGCAUCUUAACACAAAAAUAAGCACUACUAACUAGAUGCUUGGAAAUUAAUACCGAGUAACCGAGACGUCAUAAAAAAAAAACCACUAUUGCAAGCUGCACCGUAAAAACAUUUAUGCCGUAGUGGCACGCACACGAAAAAAUAUUGUGUUCGGCCAGAAUGAAACUACAGUAGAACCCGGAUUAUCCGCGACUCGAUCAUCCGAUUCGCGGAUUAACUGUGAUUUAUGUCCAUCAAGUCCAAUUUUUUAGUUACAUAUAACCAAUGAUUCAAUAUGUAUGUAAAUGUUAAAAUACUUUGCAAAAUGUAUGUUGGGCAAAGUACUUUGACUCAGUCAUGUUUAUUUACACAGAAAGUUUAAAAAAUACUAGUACAUACAUAUGUAUGUACAUACUAUUUUUGUGUUGCAUGUUACGUGAAUACAGUGAAACCUCGUUUAUUCGUUCCCGCAUUGUAGAAUUUCCCGGUUUUAUUGUUCAUUGUCCGUGGUCCCGAAAAAAUCCCGCAAGAACAAUGUUAAAAAAAUCCAGUUUCCAUCGUUUACGAAUAUUUUUUAACCCGGUUUAACAGGUUGAACUUUACAGGCUUUUUACCGAUUUCUCAUUCAAAUUCCCGAGAAAUAUUCCAGUUUACGCGUGUCUACACGACAUGCAAUACCAAUAUUUACAUAUGGCGACCAUUACUAAAAGAAAACGAAUAAAGUGAGCAUGACGCUGUUGCUAACAAGUUCACCAACUUCGAUAAAACAACAGACGAAAGCUAACGCUCGCACGAUAGUUCUUGCUUUGUGCGAUAAUCGACAUAACAAUACAACCGUGGUCGAUAUACUGUACAUACCAGCCCAACGUAAACACGUUUCUAUUUAGCGACAGUGAAAUCCUGCCAGAAACAUAGACGAAAUUAAAUUGUUCAUCCUAGCGUUUCCGUGGCCGGCCGUAUAUGCGCGAGAUUUUCUUUGUUUACGGUAAAUUAGCUUUACGCAUUUAACUCUAAUGCACGUGUGAAAUUUGUAAAGGUUCAUUGAUAUGUAUCGGCCUACAAAAGAGGUUAAAACCAUUAAAGAGCGUUUAGAAAUUAUAAAUGCUGUUGAAAACUCAUCUUAUAAUUUCUCUUGAUACUACGACGCUGUUCCAACUAUAUGCCAGCGCCCCCGGCUGACGUGAUAUGGCCACUCACGUAAGGCUGUUCCAAACACAGUUCGCCCAAUCAUCUGCUUGCUUUUGUAUUUAUCCGGGGUCGCUGUUCCAAGCUGACGUCAGUGCCCCGAGCGGUGUGCGUACGCUUUAAAACUUCGCCUGUUUGUCUUAUAUAUCCAAACAUUAUGCCAGAAAGGAAAAUAAACGCCGUAGUUUUGCGUAUUUUUACAGUAUAUUUUUGGGUUUAACAUUAUAACGUGAGCGUGUGUAAGCUUUUGUUUGCUUUAGUGCAUUUAUGAUUAAUGUUUGGCGGCAAUGUUGCGGUGUUUGUUUACCAUUGACGAGACAAGUCUUUUAACCAGUAUUUAAAUUUCGCGUAAAAACACUGCGAUUUCGCGUUUUAAUACAAAAUUUCGUGUAAAAACGCUGUGUUAUGGCGAUUUCGCGUAAAAACUGUAUUUAACGGUGAUUUCACAUUUAUCGUCGUUUAAUCGCGAUCGCGAAAAGAACAGGCUCCUAUUGAUAGUGUAUAUAGUGUGC
Messenger RNA from Bacillus rossius redtenbacheri, 4354 nucleotides. RefSeq names its product NAD-dependent protein deacylase Sirt4-like. Gene Ontology annotation, molecular function: NAD+ binding; NAD-dependent protein lysine deacetylase activity. The coding region runs from base 35 to 964 and encodes 309 amino acids. NCBI's taxonomy places the organism in Eukaryota, Metazoa, Arthropoda, Insecta, Phasmatodea, Bacillidae. Gene Ontology annotation, cellular component: mitochondrial matrix; nucleus. The record is from RefSeq and is a predicted model, not a curated record. The transcript has 2 exons.